Molecule: messenger RNA, 2727 nt
Organism: Talpa occidentalis (Iberian mole)
Lineage: Eukaryota; Metazoa; Chordata; Mammalia; Eulipotyphla; Talpidae
Gene: PARP10
Product: poly(ADP-ribose) polymerase family member 10
Exons: 10
Coding region: 1-2727 (908 amino acids)
Biological process (GO): negative regulation of gene expression
Cellular component (GO): cytoplasm; nucleus
Molecular function (GO): NAD+ poly-ADP-ribosyltransferase activity; transcription corepressor activity
Source: RefSeq, a predicted model, not a curated record
AUGGCCAGGGCAGAGGAGCCGGCGGAGGCAGCCGUGGAGCUCAGCGGGCUGCCCCCCGACGGCGCGGACGAGCUCCUCACCCUCUACUUCGAGAACCGCCGGCGCUCCGGAGGCGGCCCGGUGCGGAGCUGGCGGAGACUGGGCGGCGGCGGCAUUCUCACCUUCUGGGAGCCCGCAGACGCGGCGAGGGUCCUGGCGCGGGAGCAUGAGCUGCAGGGCGCCCGGCUGAGGCUGCGCCCCGCCCCGCCGCGCGCCCCGGCGCGCCUGCUGCUUCAGGGGCUGCCCCUGGGCGCGGCGCCCCGGAGCCUGGAGUUGCACGUCCAGGCCCUGCUACGAGCCGCGGGGCACCCGGAGCAGCCCUGCCGCGCCCUGGACAGCCCCAGACCGGACCGGGCCCUGGUUCAACUCUCCAAGCCCCUGUCCGAGGCAGAGCUCCUGGGCCUGGAGGAGCAGGCCCGCUCCCUGCGCCUGGAGGGGGCAGCCGUGUCCUUAACCGCGGUGCCACAGGCCAGAGCCGUGCGUGUGGUGAGGGCCACGUCGUCCGUGGACCUACUGCUGCUGGAGCUGUACCUGGAGAACCAGGGCCGCAGCGGUGGGGGCGCCCUGGAGGGUCUGCGUAGCCUACCUGGGCUCCUGGGCACUGUGGUCUCCUUCCAGGAGUGGCAGGCUGCGGAGCGGGUGCUGCAGCGGGAGCAUGAGCUGCAGGGAACGGUGCUCAGCUUCGUGCCUCACUACGAUGUCCUGGAGCCAGAGGACCCUUCUGAGGACAUUGGUGCCAGGGGGCACCUGACCGAGGGGGAGCCUGGGGUCCCCAAGCCUGCCCCCCCGGAGGCCAGAGGGCCUGCAGAGGUGCCGACAGGCGCAGGGACUGUGCCCACGGGCUCUGAGCAGGCCCCAGGGCCACCCGCCACCCCCACACCAGCGUGUCCCGCAGAGCUUCCAGCACCGGCUGGGCCAGUGGGCUCAGUGGGGGCGCCAGGGUGGGAGGGUCCCGGGCGUCCGGGGCCUGAAGCGUCACCAGGGCAGGGAGGCCUGGUGGAUGUGGUCCUGCCCAUGGAGCCUGGCGCCCUCCGCUUCUUGCGGCUGUACCAUGAGGACCUCCUGGCCGACCUGGGAGAUGUGGCCCUCUUCCCACUCGAAGGAUCCACAGUGACCGGCUUUCGGCUCUGCGGGGCGCCAGGCCCUUGCCGGGCGGCCGAGGAGUUCCUGCAGUGCCUGCUGGGCAGCGUCAGCUGCCACCUGCUAAGCCUGGGCCACCCGGGCAGCGCCAGUUUCCUGCUGAGCCUGGAAGGACAGCAGCUCCUCCGUGGACUGGAGGCACGAUUCCGGUGUGCGUUUGGGACGGAGCGGCUGGCCACAGCUGUCCUGGAAGCCACGGAGUCUGUCGCUGAGGAUCCCACCGAGGCCCUCCAGGCCCUGCCUGGCCAGCCCCUCACCCCGUGGCCCCCGGACGAUGCAGGCAGUGACCAGGAGAACGUGAGCCUGGGGGAGAUGCGAGAGCUGCUGGCCGCCCUGGACAGCUGUCUGCCCCUGGAGCGAGGGGAAGAGAUGCCUGCGGGGCGGCCAGAGGAGGCCCCUGGGACCUCCAGCCCUGGGGCUCCCGGACGGCUGGAGGAGGAGGCUGAGCUGCAGCUGGCCCUCCACCGCUCACUGGAGCCGCCAGGUCGGGAGGCCAAGCAGGAGGAGGUCGCCGCGCUGCGGCGAGCCCUGGCCCUCUCCCUGCUGGAGCCGCCCCCACCUGGGGCAGUCGGGUUCGCGGGCGGGGGCCCUGGCAGCCAGGCCCAGCUGGAGGUGCACGUGGCCUUUGAACAGGAUGUGGAGGAGCUGGAGCGGGCGCUGGGGGCCGCCUUGGAGGAGCACCUCCGGGAGGAGGCGGUGGGCCCCGGGGGCCACCUGCUGCCCUCGGAGCUGCAGGCGCGACUGGAGCGGUUCCACCGUGUGAGCGUGGCCCUGCGCGGAGAUUGCACCGUGCUCAGGGGCUUUGGGGCCCAGCCUGCCCGGGCCGCCCGCCACCUAGCAGCGCUGCUGGCGGGGGCCCCGGCCCAGAGCCCGGCCUUGCCCGUGGAAGCUCCAGGGCUGCGGCAGAGGCUGAAGGAGCCCCCGGGCGGGCUGGAGUGUCUGGCCGAGGGCAGCAGGGAGUUCCGGGAGGUGGUGCAGGCCUUCUACGACACCCUGGACGACGCCCGCAGCAGGGUCCGCAUCAUCCGGGUGCAGCGGGUGCGGCACCCCCUGCUGCAGCAGCAGUACGAGGCGCACCUCGGGCUCCUGGAGCAGCGCUGCGAGCGGCGCCCCGUGGAGCGCGUCCUGUACCACGGCACGUCGGCGGCCGCCGUCCCCGACAUCUGUGCCCACGGCUUCAACCGCAGCUUCUGCGGCCGCAACGGCACGCUGUACGGCCGGGGCGUCUACUUCGCCGAGCGCGCCGCGCUGUCGGUGCAGGACUGCUACUCGCCGCCCGCCGCCGACGGCCUCAAGGCGGUCUUCGUGGCGCGCGUCCUGACCGGCGACUUCGGGCAGGGCCACCCCGGGCUGCGGGCGCCCCCGCUGCGGGCCGCGGACGACGCGCUCCUGCGCUUCGACAGCGCCGUGGACCGCCUGGACCGGCCCCGCGUCUUCGUCAUCUUCCACGACACCCAGGCGCUGCCCACCCACCUCAUCACCUGCCGGCGCCUGCCCCGGGCUCCCCCCUCCGGGCUCUCGGGCCCAGCCGCGGCCACCUGCCCCUAG